AUGCGUUCUUCCACCGCCGCCAUUGCUCUUGCACUCGCUGCCUGCUCAGCAGCUGCACCCCAAGGUGUUGUCUAUGUCACCAGCGUCAUUGACCAAACCACUACAUACUGUCCUGCCGGAGCCACGAUCACGCACGCCAGCGGCACCACUGUCCUGACUGCUGCUACCAUGAUGACUCUGCCCGUCUCCUCCACUGCUGAGGCCGUCUCGGCCUCGACCCCUCAGGCUGCCUCCGUCUCGACCCCUCAGGCUGCCUCCGUCUCGACCCCUCAGGCUGCUUCCGUCUCCACCGUACCUACUGGUGGUUCGUACGAGUCUGCCCCUGUCUCUUCAGCCAUGGUCGUUUCUACCGGUGGCUCGUACGGAUCCGCUCCCGCCUCCUCCGCUGAGGUUAUGCCCACUGGCGGCGCAUACGGAUCUGCUCCCGCCUCAUCUGCUGAGGUUAUGCCCACCGGCGGUUCAUACGAGUCUGCUCCCGCCUCGUCUGCUGUAGUCAUGUCUGCUUCCUCUGUGGCCACUGGCAUGUCGGUCUCUUCGGUUCCCGCCUCAAGCCCCGUCUCUCCCGAGGAGACCUCCAGCGCUCCCGUUGCAGCUGAGUCAAGCCCUGCUCCUGUCGCCUCUGUCGGCACCGCUACCCCCAUCAUCCCUGGAGCAGCCUACGGCUCUUCUGCUCCUUACCCCGUGUCGUCUGCUGCCGGCGCUGUUGGCUAUGCUCAGCCAUCCGGCGCCGCUGGUGCUUCUGGCUACGCCCAGCCUUCUGGAGUUGCCGGUGCCACUGGUGCUUCGUCAGCUGCCAGCCCCUCGUCGACCUACACUGGUGCCGCUUCUCGCAACUUUGCCGGUGCUACUGGCGUCCUUGCCGUUGCUGCCGCUUUCCUUGCUCUCGCCUAA
Molecule: messenger RNA, 891 nt
Organism: Aureobasidium melanogenum CBS 110374
Lineage: Eukaryota; Fungi; Ascomycota; Dothideomycetes; Dothideales; Saccotheciaceae
Exons: 1
Coding region: 1-891 (296 amino acids)
Source: RefSeq, a predicted model, not a curated record